Molecule: messenger RNA, 2337 nt
Organism: Chara braunii
Lineage: Eukaryota; Viridiplantae; Streptophyta; Charophyceae; Charales; Characeae
Source: the annotation of a GenBank genome assembly
AGAUCAUUUGACUGAGGAAAUACGGCGAGCAAUGAUGGCGGUGUUGCCCGAUUGCAAGGGUAAAAAGAAGAUGAACUCGCCAUCUGCAUCCAGCGAGUCUGAACCUGGUACAAAAGAGGAGGGUGACAACAACAUCGCUCUUAUCCGGCGUACACGCAGGACUGUGGCGAACGAGAAGCGGAAGAGGAGCGCCGAGGAAACCGUGGGGAGCAGCCCACCAGUGAUGCAACCUGCAAAAACGCCACGAGCGACGAACGUGCGGCCGGUACGUCUUGCCACAAAACUACAGACUACGACGAAGAAGACGAUGAAGAAGAAGACUCCGACACGGUUUACUCCGCGGAGGGGAACCCCACGUACCAAGAUUGCCGCGCAAUGCGGGCCGGUGGGUCGAGCGAAGUACGUAGUGGAGAAUAUGCGAGUUCUAUCAGAGUGUGGGGCUGACGAACUUAAGGAAAUAUGUAAGAAGGAGGAGGUGGAAUACGGCAACAAAACCAUUGCCGCCAUGAACAUCGACCAAAAACGGGCGGAGGAAGCCUAUGGGAGCUACGAGGAAGGCGAGGCGAAUACCGACAAUGACGACGAGGAAGUCGUGCAGAAUAACACCGAAAUGCGGAUCGAGGGUCACACGGAAGAGCGGACGGACGUGUUUAGUACGCUAGCCGAUUUGGAGAAGCGAGGAAUUAGGAAAGGAAUUAGGAAGUUUACGUUGACUUCCGCUGGGGGGAACGCUUGGGUGGAGGGAUGGAAGAAGAUCACCAAGGCGUUCGGAUCAACAUCUGUAUCAUACAAAGGACUACCCUAUCCACGGAUAGGAGAACAUGUGCGGUUCCGAUUGCAUGAGCUAUCGGACAUUCACCCUAUGUUAUGUAAUGCGAAGAACGUUCUGCGAUCCUCACAUCCGGAUCGCGCAACUUUGCUUCGACGAGAGAUUGAGGAAGCUUUUGACCGUUGGCCAAAUCGAGAUAGGAAUACGGGGGAGACUCUGGUACUUUGCCCUUUUUUGUACCAUGAGGCAAUGAUGUCCACGUUCAUGUGCAACACGGGCUAUCGCAUCGUCAAGACCGAGGAGAGGUGCGUUCUCGAGGAGAUGAAGUCGGAUUUGACUAACCAAGGUCUGAAGCAGUGUGUGAAGAUUGACAUGAAGGGCACGUUUGGCUGCGCAUACGUCCAGCCCAAGCACAAAGACCUGGAUCGAUACAGACCGAUCUGUCCGUCUUAUUGCGAGCCGACUGUCAAAUUCUCGCGUUGCGAGGCAAAGGCGCUCAAUCACUUACUGUUCGCACUACCUGCGAGCUGGCAUUUCAACCUGCAGGACGUAUCAGGGUUGGUGCCACGUAUCAAGAAGCUUAAUCAGAAGUUACUGCAUGUACCAGGUGCGAAUUUGCACAUAUCCACGAUGUCUUAUGACAUCAAGGAUAUGUUCAGCAAAUUGCCGCACGAGGACAUCAUGCAGGCAGCGCAUUGGAUCAUCAACCACUUCAUCGGGAAAGGGAAAACUACAGUAAGGGUUAACCCGAGGGGGCGUGGCAACAGUUUUGGAAGAACUACGGGAGCGGAUCACUGGAGAGCAAUCGACUUGGAGGAUUUGAGGCGUUUCGUGGAAUUUGAUCUACGUCACACUUACAUCAAGGCCACGAGUGUGACGCUGAGACAGGUGGUCGGCAUCCCCAUGGGGAAGAGCACAAGUCCACCGCUUGCGUGCAUUAUGUGCGUGCAUGUUGAGUACAAGUUCCUCCGGGAACAGCGCAACGCCAGUUGUAAGAUCUUCGGCAUUCGACUAGUAGAUGACGUGAGCCUCGUUAUCGCUGGCAGACGCAACACCAAUGCGAGGGUGGAACAGAUUCUGAAAAGUUUCGAGUCAUGCUAUCCUAGCAAUUUGACACUUAAACGUACAGACGAUGGCGGUGGUUGCUGGGAGUUUUUGGGAGUCGAGAUGCGAACGCAGAAUGUGUUUCCGUAUAUGGGAUGUAUUCAAAUGUCGAAGAACGAGAAGACUGUAUGGACAGAGGAACGGUUGGAAUUCAAGAUCAGACAGGGGCAUUUUUCGUGGGGGAGUAAGGCGCAGAAAAGCGCGGUCAUCGCAAGUCGUUUGCACCGAAUCGAUCGAAAUAUGACUGUGCGAUGUGAAUUGCCGGACAAGGUGCUGACACUCAGCCGUGAACUGAGGUUGAUGGACGUGCCAUCGGAGUUCUUUCUUCGGGUGUUGAAGCGAUUUGCAACCGGCAGAGGACCCACUUGGGGAUACAUCUCCUCAUGGUUAGCUGAGUAAGCUGAGCAAGUCUGCGAUCGUGGUGCAGUCCACGGAUGACGUCUCGCGUGUGUAGUAUAGUUAGU